UGGAACCAGGAACGGCUGGUUCGGAAGGGCCAUGGGCCAUGCAUGUCACAUUUGCUCAUGGCCGCAGAUAACCUUGUUGGGAAAUACGCAGGUUGGUAUUUUUCCAGUAGGCAGGGCAGGUAGUUCAGGUAGUUCCACACCUUCCAGAUCAUCCAUCCGUUUUCAUUGGCUCCACUCUCGCUUCCAUUGGUAAUAAGACUUAAGUCAAGUCCUCUUUUUUCCUACGCUCCUUCAAAAAAUCUCUGACUCAAUCUCAAUUGUUAUAAAGACUGUUGUAACCCUCCAAACCUUCAAUCUCGCUUCUGAUAAUUCACCAUCACUUCGUGUCUUUUGUUCAUUGAGUCAUUUGAUAGGUUUGUCCCUUUGUUGUUUCCUUCCCCAAUACAAUUCCUGACUUUUGCCAGAACUCAUUUCCCCUCAUCCUCAAAAAAAUGGCACCCUCCGCUAUCACCCCACCACAUGCGGUCCAGGAAGCCGCUGAACUCACAGCAGCGGCUGUUGAGAAGAAACUCGCCCAGACAGCUACAGCAGUAAACGUCGUGUCGAAAUUAAAGUCCCUCGAUGCUUCGAAGUUGAUCUUCACCAAGACGAAAACACCAAUGAGUGUUCCGGAACCUGAUGACCCAAUUAUCAACACUUCUUCUCAAUGUACGGAUCAUAUGAUUACCGCAGUCUGGCGAUCCACCACUGGAUGGGACGCUCCUGAAUUGAGACCAUAUGGCAAUCUUUCUCUUGCACCAACGGCAUCAUGUCUUCACUAUGCAACCGAGUGUUUCGAGGGGAUGAAGAUGUACAGAGGCUAUGAUGGGAAACUGAGAUUAUUCAGACCCGAUUGCAACUGCAAACGCAUGGUAAAUCCCCUUCCAAUUCCUCCAAAUAACUUUACCAAGUGUCAUUCUAAACAAACCAAACAGUUAAUUUCAUCAACCCGUAUUGCACUUCCCGGAUUCGACCCCAAGGAACUAGAAAAGCUAAUCAUAGCCAUGAUCGCCGUCGACGGCCCCAAAUGGCUCCCCAAAUCCCGUCCAGGAACAUUCCUCUACCUCCGUCCCAGCAUGAUCGGUUCAGCUGGCGCCCUCGGAGUUGCGAGUCCCAAAGAAGCAACUCUCUUCAUCAUCGCAACUUUCAUGCCCAAACUCGAACAGCCUACCGGCCUAAGACUUCUCGCUUCCUGCGAUGGAGUCCGGGCCUGGCCCGGUGGGUUCGGGUUCGCUAAGGUAGGCGCUAAUUACGGACCGACGUUGAUGGCUACGAAAGAAGCUUCGGAACGUGGGUACCAUCAGGUUCUUUGGCUGCUUGAUGGACAUGUUACGGAGGCGGGGGCGUCGAACUUUAUGGUUGUUUGGAGGACGAAGGAGGGGGGUUUGCAGCUUGUUACUGCGCCGCUUGAUGACAAGAUCAUUCUCGAUGGAGUGACGAGACGGAGUAUUUUACAGCUAGCGCGGGAGAGGCUUACUGGUUCAUCAGAGAGGUUAGAGGGACUGGAGGCCUUGGAGAUUGUAGAGAGGAGAUUCACGAUGGAGGAAGUCGUUGAGGCUGUUAAGGAGGGGAGGAUGGUUGAGGCCUUUGGGGCGGGGACUGCUGUGAGUUUCCCUUCUACCUUCCAAUAUGAUCCCGCGCUUGAACUGACAUCUGGAUAGUUCUUCGUUGCUCCCGUCUGCGCUAUCGGCUACAAAGACGUAGACUACACUAUCCCCAUGGCCCGGGGCGAUAGCGGGGAGUACGCACAUCUCAUCAAGACCUGGUUGAUGAACAUCAUGUACGGCAAGGAAGACCACGAAUGGGGUGUCGUCAUCGAUGAGAAGGAGGAUUUCUAAAUCUCUUCCCUUCCUCUGUUUUCUUUCCGUUGAAGUUGGUGGACUUCCAGUGGAUGAGUUGGGUGCACCGGCUAUAGACUUUGUUUUGUUUUUGUUUUUUCUUUUCUUUGCUUCGCGUAGGCAUUGGCGAUGGCGUUACAUAUACCGGUGUUUGGGGCUCUUACAGUACUUUCCUUUCUCCCUGUCGGUAUAUAAUUAUAGUGAUUAGCACCUCGUACGAGAGCCUGGUGGUUCUACAUGCUUGGUGUCAUGUGAGUGGCUUGCCACUCACAUACUUAAGCUCGUAGAGUACCACCUCUCUCUACCUUUACUCUUCACGAACAAAUGAAUACACCGAUUUAGUUACCCCAACAGAGGGUGAUCAGAAUCCCGUAUUCGCCGUCGUCACGACCACCAGGUCGUACCAACACUCCC
This is a messenger RNA of Hymenoscyphus albidus, 2231 nucleotides long. The record is from the annotation of a GenBank genome assembly. NCBI's taxonomy places the organism in Eukaryota, Fungi, Ascomycota, Leotiomycetes, Helotiales, Helotiaceae.